AUUGAGUCACGUUCUUGGCAAGCUACAACUUUGAUUUCUCUUGAACCACGUCUUACCUUAUUAUAAAAAAAUAUUCCAUGGAACCCCUCCUCCUUAUAUUAUCAUGUUUCUUCGAUUUCAUGUUUAAUGUCAAGGAACCAGCGUUCAAGCACAUUUGUCUUCAUUGAAUGUCGGAGGAAUUAGUGUUCGGGUAUACCAUGAGGCUGUUGACUGAAAGUCUUUUGUUAAUAUGUGCCCAGCUUAUUCAAUGCUCCUCAUCACUUCUAGAGGGAACUAGAGUUUCUGCUAUGUUUGACCGAUCCCGGCGUUCCCUGCUCGAGUUUGGAAUCAUGAUUAAAUGCUCUACAGGACGAUGGCCACUUGAUUACAAUGGAUAUGGAUGUUACUGCGGGAGAGGAGGAAAAGGACAUCCCAUUGACGAAGUCGAUGCCUGCUGUAAGCAACACGACGAAUGUUACGAUCGAUUGCUAGAAUCCAACGCUUGCAAGAACCUGGUCCAUGCCUAUAUCAGACCGUAUAGGUUCUGGCAGAAACGAUGCUGGAAGAAAGAUGCUCAGGUCACGUGUUAUUCUAAGCGCCCCUGUUCGAGAGGGCUGUGUCAUUGUGAUAGACAAGCGGCUCUGUGUUUUUCUCGUGCUAAAUACAACGAAGACUUAGAGGAUUUCGAUCGGGAUAAAUGCCAUCUUCCUUGGUGGAUAACAAGAUCCUUGUCAAUGUUUGAUUUGAUAUAAACUGCCUCAGUAGAGCAAUGAGUGAAACAAUCUUCGAGGGCAGACAUGGUGUAUAGGGGAGGGGAUUUUUAUAUAAAUCUGCGAGCAAGCACAAAUUUUGAACUUUUCAAUUCAAUUUUGUGAUAUAAUACAUAAUAUUUAGAAAAUAAAUUAUUUCAAUCUUUUCACUUUCCCAUUCUUUCUUUUUCUAUAUUGGUUUCUUUGUCUUGAAGAUUUUCCGGGUUCCGUGCUCCCCUCCCCCAUCCCUACCUUGGCAAAUUCAGGAAAACAAUGGCAAAACAUAAUUUAUUUAGACAAACUAGGUUUAUAGAUGUGUAAAUAGGUAAAUAGAUAGAUAGGUAGAU
Messenger RNA from Lytechinus variegatus (green sea urchin), 1075 nucleotides. RefSeq names its product phospholipase A2-like. The transcript has 5 exons. The coding region runs from base 168 to 731 and encodes 187 amino acids. NCBI's taxonomy places the organism in Eukaryota, Metazoa, Echinodermata, Echinoidea, Temnopleuroida, Toxopneustidae. Gene Ontology annotation, biological process: lipid catabolic process; phospholipid metabolic process; arachidonate secretion. Gene Ontology annotation, molecular function: phospholipid binding; calcium ion binding. The record is from RefSeq and is a predicted model, not a curated record.